Bipolaris maydis ATCC 48331 is the source of this 425-nucleotide messenger RNA. NCBI's taxonomy places the organism in Eukaryota, Fungi, Ascomycota, Dothideomycetes, Pleosporales, Pleosporaceae. The record is from RefSeq and is a predicted model, not a curated record.
UGUGGGAAACAAAGAGGCCGUUGCCCUGAUGGGCUGACGUGAUGGCAUUGCAUGCUAUCGUAGUACUAACCGCCUCGCUAAGAGACGCGAAAAGAAGAGACUGGCAUCGUGAUGCGCAGUUGACCGCCCAGAGAACAAGGACAAGAGAGGAAAGGAAAGAAAAGAAAAGUCGAGUCCGAGAGAGCCGCCCAGUCUUGGUUUUUCCAAGUGAGGAUAUUGGUGGUAAGAAAAAUACAAAUGAAAAUGAAAGUCGAGGGUACGAGUGGCCCACCAGGAAAACCCCUAGCUCAACGGCACCCCAACGCCACACGCUCAACGUAUGCGAAUAUUAAAUAAAGGUAAUGUGCACUGCGCCUCGCGAUCAGUACAUGUAGGCUUUUUGUUGCUCUAUAUCAAUCUCGAACCGACUUUUGUCUGUGUCGCCA